UCUCCUCCGCCGCUAGUUCAAAGUUGCAUUACGAGUUCAGUAGCUAGAUUCGCGGUCUCACUCUCAUGAAGAUGAUCACACUUUCUAAAUUCUUUCCGAAUAGGUUAAACGUAUCGUCUGCCGUUUUCAAGAUGCAUAUUUUACCUCCACAAUCCGCAACUUUGGCGUCCACUUCCACUUGUCCAGUUCAGUUAUAGAAGCGAGUAAUGAUGGGUGCGUUAUUCGCACGAGAUUAACGAAAAUUUGCAAGCAUUGUGAUUCGAUCAAUUUUGAUUAUGCAAACGUUUCAAUGGUUCAUUUUGUUUUCAUGCGGCUGCGGAUUCAUUCUAAUUGCUGUCGGGUUUUUUGAAAUCAGUUGGAUUCAGUGCGAGGAAGUGUCCAAAUCCGAUUCGAUAAUUCGAAACGGAAAUCAAACGAACGGUUGCGGAUUCCCUGUGUAUGCUGUUUAUGGUCAUGAUGUUGACUCCGGAUAUUUAAAACAUGUUUUUGAAAUGUUCGAGUAUUUUGGAUUUGUGCGUGGCUCAUUAGAAUCAAAUGAAUGGCAUGUACUUUGGGCUCAUGAUUAUCCAUUCCGGAAAUUCGCAGAUAAAUUGAAAAAACUGAAACCACAUCAAAAGGUUAACCACUUUCCUGGCACUGGAUUCAUCACCAACAAGCUUGAUUUGGCGAAAACGAAUUCCAAAUACAUUCCAAAAGCAUUUCAAAUGCCCGAUCAAAAAGAAAAUCUUUUAAAAUAUAUAUCAAAACAUCCCAAAAAAGUAUUUGUUCAAAAAAGCAACGAUCAUCGUGGUAUAAAAAUUGAAAAAAUUGAAAAUUUGAAUUUAUCUGCAAAAGGAACUUUUCUUCAAGAAUUUGUAGAUAAUCCUCUUCUAGUCGACGGACAUAAAUUCGAUAUCGGAGUGUACACCAUAAUCACAUCCAUAGAACCUUUAAGAGUUUACAUUUACAAUGGUGAUAUUUUAUUUAGGUUUUGUCCAGACAAAUAUUACCCAUUUGAUCCAGAAAAUAGAAAUAAAUAUGUAAUCGGGGACGAUUAUUUACCUAUUUGGGAAGUUCAAUCAUUAAAAAAAUAUUUCACCGAAGGAGGAUACUCGAUGAAAGAAUCUUUCAAUGCAUAUCUACGCUCUAGAGGACGAAACCCAGACAAAAUGUGGUUCAAAAUAGAAGAUGCAAUUAGAAAUAUAAUAUUGCUGAAAGAGUCUUCUAUAUCGAGAUUACUUGAAAAGUACGCUUCCAAACGAAACUUUUUUGAAAUGGUUCGUUUUGAUUUUGCGGUCGAUGAUGAUUUAAAUGUAUUCAUAAUGGAAGCGAACAUGUCACCUAAUUUAUCAUCUGCUCAUUUUCCUCCGAACAGAAUAAUUUAUUAUCAAGUUUUAUUCAACGUGUUUUCUUUAGUCGGCAUAAUCAAUUACAAAAAAAAUAAUAGAGCGAUAGAAACGCCGGAAGUUUCCACGAAGAAUUUAAUGGUUUAUCCAGAUCAGUGUUCAAGCAACGAAUGUUCCAAUUGCUUAUCAUCUCGGUGCCAAUUAUGUUUAAAAUGCAUGAGCAAAGAAGUCGUGGAUUACUUGAAAGCUUCCUACAUUGAACACAAUAAUCGACAAGACUGUAAACGAAUAUUUCCACCCAGUAACAUUGAUUUGCUGCAUUUAAAUGAAACGCACAACUAUUCCCCUGAUAACCAAUUGAUAUGGAAUUGGUUUAGGGGGAAAUGUUUAUUAGAUAAAAGUUGGUGCUGAUUGCUGAAGAGAACCACUUUCGAAUUAUUGUUUGGGUAUGAUGAACUAUUUAUUCACUUACGCGAGAGUGAACUAUUAAUACUCAUAUUGAAUGUUUAAUUACUUUAUGUUUUCGCUGUAGCUGUUACGUAUUUGUAUGAGCGAAUUAGAUACCAAUCAUAAUUUAAGAUUGUGCUGUGGGUACAUUAGGUACUUGUUACCAAUAUUAAUGUUACCAAAUUAUCAAUGUAUGUACAUUAUACCUAUUACCUAUUUAUGUAUUGGAGUAUAAACUAUAGUUUUCGCUCAUUU
Molecule: messenger RNA, 2027 nt
Organism: Planococcus citri (citrus mealybug)
Lineage: Eukaryota; Metazoa; Arthropoda; Insecta; Hemiptera; Pseudococcidae
Gene: TTLL15
Product: tubulin tyrosine ligase-like 15
Exons: 9
Coding region: 276-1736 (486 amino acids)
Biological process (GO): protein modification process
Source: RefSeq, a predicted model, not a curated record